UUGACAUAUGCUUGAUGGUUGUUUAAGUCGUUUUAGUGUUAGGUUGAGUUGAAAAAUAUGUAUAAACCAUAUAAAUUCAACGAAAAGCCCCCUAUGGGAGUCCAAUUAUAAAAGAAGAAGAAGAACUAGAAGCCAUUAAGCAAAGAAUUGGCAUGGAUCAUAUAAACCUUUGUAUGUAUCUCUGUAUUAAUGUAGAACGUUAAAUGACAAUUCAUAUGUUGUAGAAAAAAAAUAUAUUACAAAAUGGAUACGAAAGAAAUUGUUGAGCAUUUAGUUGCUUUGAAAGUAAUGAGGCUCACCAAACCGGCUUUAAUAAGUCCAAAGAUAGUGACUUGCGACUUCAAAGACUUACCUGGUAAUAUUUUAAACAAUUUUUUAAAAGACGAUGCCACAUCAAUCCUCCAACUGGAAACUGUCACAGCUGGACAAUUUCUGUUACUGCCUCAAAGUUUUGGCAAUAUCUAUCUAGGUGAGACAUUUUCUUGUUAUGUUUGCGUUCAUAAUGAAACGAGUCAUCCCGUUCAAAGUGUUUCUAUUAAGGCUGACUUGCAGACAAGUUCUCAAAGAAUUCCUUUAACAACUCAACAAAACCAGUCUCCUAUUAUGCUAGAUGUGGAUGAAACUCUCAGCGAUGUGAUUCAUCAUGAAGUUAAAGAUUUGGGUACCCAUAUAUUAGUCUGUGAAGUCACUUAUAUGUCUAAUUAUAAUACCUUGUCUUCAUUCAGAAAGUUCUUUAAAUUUGAAGUAAUGAAACCUCUGGAUGUCAAAACAAAGUUCUAUAAUGCUGAGUCAGAUGAUGUAUUUGUUGAAGCCCAGGUGCAGAAUAUUACUUCAGGUCCAAUUAUACUAGAACAAGUAUCGUUGGAGAGCUCAAACCAGUUUGCAGUAAAAUCACUUAAUGAGGACAGUAAUGGUUUGUCAGUAUUUGGUGAAGUCACAUUAUUACAGCCACAAGAGAGCUGCCAAUAUUUGUAUUGUCUCACACCAAAAGAAAAUAUAUCAAAAGAUAUUAAAUUAAUUGCUUCAGCUAAGAAUAUUGGAAAGCUAGAUAUUGUUUGGAGAUCUAAUUUAGGUGAGAAGGGUAGGUUACAAACAAGUCAGCUACAGAGGAUGACUCCUGAUUAUGGAGAUAUUCGGGUAACAUAUGAAAAUUUACCCAGUAAAAUACCAGUGGAUGAACCUUUCAACUUCAGAUGUAAGGUAGCAAAUGCAAGCGAUAGAACAUUAGAUUUAAUUCUUAAACUUAGAACACUUCAAGAUUCUAGUCUACUUUGGUGUGGUAUUUCAAAUAGAAAAUUAGGUCCAUUAGAACCAGGAAAGGUUACUUAUGUUAAUCUUACAGCAAUUCCCAUAACAUCAGGGCUACAUAACAUAACAGGAGUAUCAUUGGUUGAUUUGUUCCUCAAAAGAACCUAUGAUUACGAUGAUUUAGCUUCUGUUUAUGUUUAUUGAGCAUGAUUUUACUUUAUAAUUAUAUACUAUAGUUUU
Molecule: messenger RNA, 1488 nt
Organism: Melitaea cinxia (Glanville fritillary)
Lineage: Eukaryota; Metazoa; Arthropoda; Insecta; Lepidoptera; Nymphalidae
Product: trafficking protein particle complex subunit 13
Exons: 1
Coding region: 244-1452 (402 amino acids)
Cellular component (GO): TRAPPIII protein complex
Source: RefSeq, a predicted model, not a curated record